AUGUGGGACAAUCAGGUGAACAAUGCGCUCAACGUGACGCAUUUGAUGCUGGGUGCGGAAGGGCUACUGGCCCUGCAGCAGCUGGGUGUCGAUCCCUCAGUGGCCUUGGAGGCCAUCAACGGCUCCAGUGGGCGAAGCCUGCAAACUGAGCAGCGGCUUCCACAGGACAUGGAGCGGAAAUUCUUGACUCGACGUUUUGGCUAUGGCUUCAAGCUGCCUUUGAUGGCCAAAGACUGCCGCAUCGCCGCCGAAGUCUUGGAGACCUUGCCCAGCUCCCAGAGACGAGCCUGGCGUAUUCUCAGCGGUCCACGUUGCCCCUUCGCUCAUGGCGCCAAGGAGCAGCUCUACCACCCAAACUACUUCAGGACCUUGGUUUGCAGGGACUUGCAACGACGCAGGUGCCCCCGCGCGCACUUGUGUGCGUUCUUCCACCGGCAGUCGGACUGCCGAAAGAUCAAGCAUGACCCCGUGGACUAUUCUCGGCCUUUGCCCGAGAAGGACGUGCCCUCUGACUGGCUACUGCACUUCUUGAACCCACCGAAGUUCCAAGAGGCGGCGCAAGACUAUGGCUUGGAAAGCUUCAUGCAAUCGGCCAUGGCGCCCGCCAUGCCCUUGCACCAAAUGCCUUUUUAUCCGGCCUAUUGCAAGGAGGACUUGGAUUCCGGCUCAGUGAGCACCGCCGAGGAACUCCACGAGGAUGCAGAGACGACGUCCAGCUUGGCGGCCACACACGUGCCGCCCAGCCUCACUUUGGGCGCGGAGGAUGCCUGGACCUUGCUGUCUUCAGGGCACAAGGGCGAGGAGCUCUACUGGAACGAGGCCAUGCCGUAUUUCAACCAGUACUCUGAGGCCUUUGCCAGCCCCUUUACUGGGAGCAUUGCCGCAGUGGAAGGUGCAGGCGGCGCCUAUGCAGCAUCUGUACAGGCUGCACAUGCCGCUCGCCAGCCCAAGGCAAUGCAGGGAAUGGAGAGUUUCGACGUCGCAGCCAGCUUGCUUUCUCACCUGGGGAUCGGAGACGUGGCCUCCACCGACCUCGUUGGGCGCCGCGACAUCUGA
This is a messenger RNA of Durusdinium trenchii, 1056 nucleotides long. The record is from the annotation of a GenBank genome assembly. Lineage: Eukaryota; Dinophyceae; Suessiales; Symbiodiniaceae.